UCCUCACCUCUCUCUCUCAACACCCACCAGGCUCUCCUCUUACCAUAAUCAAAGGAAUGACUUCUCUGCCAAAUCCAAUCUGGAAGCGUGUUAAUGAAACAGCCCUCCAUCUCUAUAAUAUACAUCCCCAUGUUUACCUACAGCACGUUCCCUUCCCUGUUCCCUGUGGCAGUGCAGCAGCAGCAGAUUGGGAUGGGAUUCGUGCCUGUGCUGAUGCGGGGUUAGGCUGAAAAUUGCUGUGUCACGAUGAGGUAUAGGGUGACUCUGGGGGGUUGGUUGGACAUCCCAGGGGUGAGCUUUCAGGGCUGUUUCUUCUACUGCACUGGAUUAGGGUUUAAUCAAGGGCCUAGGGGAGAUGAGGAAACAUUUUUUUUUUUUUAAAGAUUUUGAAUGCUCAUAUGCUGCAAAGAGCACAGUAUGGCUUGGCUCAUGGUACGUGCCAUGAUGAAGUGUUUUGUAGGAUAGGGAGGAAGGCAACUUACCUCAUUGACAUUUGCAUGUUAGCGCUGUACACAGACUUAUUUUGUUAUAGGAUUAUUUUGCUGCAGCACAGCCUCUGUCUCUGCACAGUGUCUUAGUCAUUGUGCAGCAGCCAGCCUACUUCAUCCCAUUCAUCCCUUGCCAUAUGGAUUGUUGCAUUUUAAUGUCCUGCAAAAAAAAGUUAUGGGCAUAGAGAAGGACAGGGAAUCCUUGGCUUCUGGCUGCUUGGCAACAUAAGGGAUUUCCUAAUAUGGUGAAAAGCCUUGGUUGUUUUGCAUAUAGGAUUCUAGUGCGUGAUCAUAAUAAUAAAUGAAACUUGAACGAAUUCCCCUGUCGUUCACAAUCCACAGAAUGCGCAGAAAAACAUAUGCUUCCGAGCAGAUACACUGUCACGCGUAGCCUAUGUCAGUCUGUUUUAGAAAAACAAUAUUUUUGCUUUGUUUUUUAUCCAGAAGAGUUGUACACUCCUAUGUCGUAUGAUCCUACUGUAGGCAUUGGCUGCAUUGAUUGCAGCAAAAUAGAUUUAGGAAUGUUCCACUAAUACAGAGUUAAGGGGUGUGUAGUCUACUAAUAAUGUGCCAUUACAGUUACUGGCAGGCACAGAGGUCCAGAUAUGAAUUGCCCACAGUCUACAGUAGAAACUUGGACAAGGGCAAUUGAGUGAGUUGCACGCAAAUUUCUACGGUUUAUUCGAAGGCAUGCUGGAGAAACUUGAACUAGACGAUGAUGGUGUUGCUGCUGAACCAGACAGUGAUAUUUACAUGCGCUUUAUGAAGUCCCAUAGCUGCUAUGACAUCGUUCCCACCAGCUCCAAGCUGGUUGUGUUUGACACUGGACUGCAAGUGAAGAAGGCUUUCUUUGCCUUAGUGGCCAAUGGGGUGCGUGCUGCUCCACUGUGGGACUCAGAGAGGCAGUGUUUUGUGGGAAUGUUGACAAUCACAGACUUCAUCAUCAUACUACACAGAUACUACAAGUCACCGUUGGUGCAAAUAUAUGAGUUGGAAGAUCAUAAGCUUGAGACGUGGAGAGAAGUAUAUUUGCAAGAGACAUUCAAACCUUUAGUGAACAUAUCACCUGAAUCAAGCAUAUUUGAUGCAGUGUAUUCCCUCAUCAAAAACAAGAUCCACCGGCUGCCUGUCAUCGACCCUGUUACGGGAAACCCACUUUACAUCCUCACACACAAGAGGAUCCUCAAGUUCCUCCAGCUCUUUGUGCGCGAGAUGCCCAAGCCAGCCUUUAUGAAGCAGACCCUGGGGGAGCUGGGCAUCGGCACCUACAAGAACAUAGCCUUCAUCCACCCUGACACGCCCAUCAUCAAGGCCCUGCAGAUCUUCGUAGAGAGGAGGGUGUCUGCCCUGCCUGUGGUGGACGUAUCUGGGAAAGUGGUAGAUAUUUACUCCAAAUUUGAUGUCAUGAACCUGGCAGCAGAGAAGACCUAUAAUAACCUAGACGUCACCGUGACCCAGGCCCUGAGGCAUCGCUGGCAGUACUUCGAGGGGGUCAUGCAGUGCCACAAGCUGGACGCACUGGAGACCAUCGUGGACAGGAUUGUCAAAGCGGAGGUCCAUCGGUUGGUGGUGGUGGAUGAUCGCUCGGCCAUCGAGGGCAUCAUCUCCCUGUCUGACAUCCUGCAGGCCCUGGUGCUCAGCCCAGCAGAUGCCUGCAGAGAGGAGGGCCUGCUGGAGUGAGAGGGGAAAAGCUGUGGGGACCACUGAGGUUGAAGGCUGUCAUAAAACUUAGUAUUCUACUUCUAUGGCUUCAGACAUGGGGCCCAGAGCCCUUGGUAUUGAUGCCCUAGACUUUGAAACCAAAAAGCUGGGCUGGACUUCACUGGACUGGAUUGGACUGAUACAGGGAUGUAAAAGGGCUCUAAUGCCUGAGGACCAGCAUCUCUUUGUCUAAAUGGAACUGGGCUUCAUUCACUGUGGGAGGGUUAUAGUAGGGUGGAAUGAUGACAGGGUGAGGUUGAGCCAGUCUGGAGACUGUAUAUGAGAGCUAUGUAUAUUUUGGUUUUGCUCUGUAUCAUGCUGCUCUGUCGUUGUUCCAGCAACAGUGCCUAUGAUAUUGACAGAUAUGGUCAAAGCGUCUUAGACUUGAUGAUACACACUUUAGGAGAAAUGACAGGUUUUCAUGCUUUACCUUGUAAUGGUGAGAGGGGUUGUAUUUUUAUAUGAGUAAUAUGCUGUGAAGAGAGACGGAACAUAAAAAAAAGGCCUUAUUUUAAGACGUGUUUUGCCUGCUUUAUGUACUUGCAAAGGAAAAUGGCAGAUUCUGACCUGCUCACUACUGGUCUUCUGUGCUGUGGCCAGAGAACACAACUCUGACAAAACUAAUCUCUGGUCUAUUACUGUAAAUAACAACGUUUUGAAGAAAAGUGCCAGAGAAAGCUUUAUUUUUUUUUUAAAUCUAAGUUUAAAACAAAUUAUGUUAAGCUCACUACAGUUUAAUAUUCUUUUUGUAAAUAUAACGUGGCAGUAAAAUGUUGUAUUCAAAGAAAAUGUGUAUUCAGAGCAAGAUGACUGUACAUGUGCAAGCGAUAAAUGACACUAUAAAUGUUGUUCUUUACUUUUCUAAAAGUAGCAAAAUAAACAAUGACACUGUAUUUUUA
Molecule: messenger RNA, 3088 nt
Organism: Salmo salar (Atlantic salmon)
Lineage: Eukaryota; Metazoa; Chordata; Actinopteri; Salmoniformes; Salmonidae
Product: 5'-AMP-activated protein kinase subunit gamma-2
Biological process (GO): regulation of catalytic activity; protein phosphorylation
Cellular component (GO): nucleotide-activated protein kinase complex; nucleus; cytoplasm
Molecular function (GO): AMP binding; protein kinase binding; protein kinase regulator activity
Source: RefSeq, a predicted model, not a curated record